Camponotus floridanus (Florida carpenter ant) is the source of this 1796-nucleotide messenger RNA. RefSeq names its product E3 ubiquitin-protein ligase TRAIP (gene nopo). The record is from RefSeq and is a predicted model, not a curated record. Lineage: Eukaryota; Metazoa; Arthropoda; Insecta; Hymenoptera; Formicidae. Gene Ontology annotation, molecular function: zinc ion binding. The transcript has 7 exons. Bases 395 to 1600 code for a protein of 401 amino acids.
AUUGUGCAUGUCAUAAUUUAAGAUUUAUCGACCGAAAAUCUUUAACAAUACUCUAUCGAUAUAUUACCAUGCUCUGAAAAGUUUAAACUUUAUCUAAUGAUGAGAAAUAUACACCACAGAUGGCAUUACUUAAAAGUUUCAAUGUUUUGGCGCAAUAUUGUUUGCCUCUCACAGCUGAUAAAACCACAAAUCUGUUUUUUUAAAUUUAUAUCAUUGUACAUACAAUUUUAACGUUUUCUUCACAGUUUGGGGAUAGUGCGAAGAAAAAUUCACGAUGACAUAAUAUUCAUCAAAAUAUAUCGAGAGCUUUAUCAUUCUCGUAUCAUCGGUUUACUACGAUAUAAAUUUUUAUAUUUGGAAGAAGUUUGAUUUUUGAUUGUCAAAACUGGAUAAAAUGAACAUAAUAUGUGUGAUUUGCAGUGAAUUAUUAGUAUCGUCCGAUGAUGUUUUCCACACACCAUGUGGACAUAUUUUCCACUUCGGAUGUUUGAUACAAUGGCUGGAGAGAUCCAAAACAUGCCCACAAUGCAGGGAAAGGACAACCGAGAGCAAGAUAUACAGGAUAUAUUUCAAUUUCUCAAACAGUGAUAGCAUCGUAGAAGAUCCCACUUCUCUACAGUAUAAAAUUGAUAAUCUGACCCUUCAGCUGCAGUUGAAGGACCAAAAUAUCAAUAAUCUUACUGAAAUCAAAGAAAAAUUGGAGAAGCAAACAGCUGGUUUAAGACAAGAAGUUAGACAUGUUGAAAGUGAAAUAAAUGGCAAAAAUAGUGCGAUUCAUGCAUUGAAGCAGCAAAUUAAGUUCUAUAAACAGCAAUGUCAGGAUGUAGACAUUUAUAAGAAUGAAAUAAAACAGUUGAAAAAAGAUAUUGAAAGUUUAAAAAAUUUGCAGGCUUUGUUAGAUGCUUCUGUGGAUGAAGUGGAUGAUAUAAUAGCGAUGACUUGUGACAUUGAUAAACUUAAGACAUAUAUAACAAUAAUGAAAAAAAAUAUGAAUACUGAUUUGCAAAAGAAGAGAGAGUUAAGAGAUAAAGUUAAAAGUUUACAACAGGAAUUAACAAGAGUUUUUACAACAAACAAAUCUUUAUCAGAAGAACGCAUUAAAAGAAAAGAGUUGGAAAAACAAUUGAUUAAUUGUGAAAGUGAAAAGAUAAUUCUGCAAAAUCAGCUACUUGAUAUGCAAACAAGUGUAUGUAAAUGUGCCUCUAGUAAAAUAUCUGUAGAGAAGCAAGACAGUUUGAAAGUACAAGACUGUCCCAAAGUAAAAUUUAAUGAAAUAAUAAACAAGAGUGAAGUUGAUGCUCUAAAACUCAAAAAGAAUGAUAGUUGUAUUAUUAUAGAAGAUAGUAUUGAAAUGACUCCACUAAACAUAAAAUCACAAGGUUUCUUUUCAAUGAAAGAUCAUGGUAUUAAAAGGGAGAGAUCUAAUACCAAUUUGAAAGUACCUUCUAUACUUGCCAAAAAAUCAAAGUUUAAUGCACCAAGUCAAAAAACUAACAGUGGUAAUGAUAUGACUUUUGAUGGUUUCGGAGGACAUGCAAAGUAUGAUAAAUAUCCUAAUCCAAUUUCUAGUUCACAUAUAAAGAAAAUGAAAAAGAAAUGAAGACAAAGAGAUUGAAACUGGACACUGGUAAUAAUCAGAAACUCAGUGACUCCAGAUUAUGGAUAUAAUAAUAAAUACAGACUAUGGAUAUAAUGUGUGAUGUCUAAGUUAUAAAAAUAAUUUAAAUUAUAAGAAUCAAGAAAUCAUUUUGAAAAGAUUUACGAUUAGAAAUUGCAUUAAUUAUUUAAGAAAAAAA